GGACUUAAACCAGACGAAAACCCACAAUACAUUGUUUUCUUCACACACGUCUGAAAUUUAAGAACGGGUUGGUGUUGCAGCUACAUUCUGCAGUGUGAAGAGACUGAUCUGCACGUAAAUAAUUCAGGACACUAGACUGUAUUUCUGACUUCCUGAGUGUAGCGUGUUAGCAAACUUUUGAUCAUGGCACUGGACGGAUGUGGCCAGCUGUGCAAGUGUAUCCUCAUCCUUUUCAACAUCCUUUUUGCUCUGGUGGGUUUUGCAAUGUUGGGGUUGGGCUUGUGGCUGAGGUUCAGCUCUGAGACCAGAGGAUUUUUCGACAUAGACCUCAACACACAACAGUUUGUCAUCGGUGUGUCAGUGUUGAUUGCGUUAGGAGCAGUGAUAUUGCUCGUGGCUGUUUUCGGAGACUAUGGAGCAUGCAAUGAGAAUAGGACUGCAUUGGGAGUGUUUUCCUGCCUGCUGGCUAUCCUGGCUGGAUUAGAGAUUGGAGCCGGUGUGUUUGCCUACAUGAGAAGCGAUGAGGUGGGAGAGCAGCUGGCAAAAUUCUAUAUAACUGUGUACGCUCAGUAUGUGGACAAAGGAGACCCUGGCUUGACUGUUACCCUGUCCAUGUUCCACAAUGUGUUGCACUGCUGUGGACUCAUUGGUGCCUUGGACCCCUUGGUCAAAAGAACAUGUCCCGAUACCGGCUUUUUGGAGACCUUCACUCUCCCUGCCUGCCCCACAGUGAUCGUCAACCUCUUUGAGUCCAAAGCGCCUCUGGUGAUGGGCCUCUUCCUUGGGACUGCUGCUAUGCUGAUCUUUGCCCUGGUGUGCAGCUCCCUCCUCAGCAAAGAGAUCCAGCGCUCCCAGUCCUCUCCUCCCCCCUACAUCCUCCUCUCCUCUGCUGUCCUCUCCACCCCUAACCAGGACCCUGUGGUCUUUUCCCCGCUCCCUGUCAUCAUACCUGUGGCUAAUGCACUGUAACUCCUUACCCCUCCAUCUUUAUUUACACCAAUGAUCUAUGCUUCUUUCCUUGCACAUAGAUUCUUUCUUUCCACUGCUCAGUAAGGUCAAUGUCUAGUCUCACUGCAAGCUAUCCAACUUGUCCCAUUUAAAUGUCUGGAAUUAGUGUUUCUCGUCUUCAAUUCACACUCCUUUGGUACAUUUGCUUGUCUCAGAAGCCAUAUUUUAGGUGGGGAUUUGCACUAAUGAAUCUCACCCUGUUGCAGCAUGUGGUCUAAUCCUGAAGGUGAUCGGGGGGUGAUUGCUCCACCCUGCUCUCUUUAUCUGAUCCCAUUCUGCUUAACCCUUUCCUCCCUGCAUCCCCACCUCCUCCUGUUGCUCCUAGAUCACGGCCCUGGUGUGCUGCAGCAUCCUCAUGAAACAGAUCAAGAGGAGUCACCUCUCUGCCCCCUGUACCACAGCCAGGCUGUGUAUUGAGGGGACAGGACCACCACCAUAUUCAAACACAGUUUUCUCCACUAGGAGACCAAACCAGAUAGUUGUCAUUCAGUGAACAUCACCCCAUCCUUUCACAUAAUACUUCUGGAGAGGCGCCCAAUAAAAACGGAUGUCCUAAUUAGCUUUCAUUCAUUUGCGUAGCUGGUCAGGGCUCUAGAUCAUCUUGACAUGCCAUUAGCAGCGCUCAGAAGAAUGAGACCACACCAUCCAUUUAGAUGACAUAUGAACAGGGCAGACAAGACACUGUUGCUCUGUAGCAGCUGUUUGUUCUGCCCCUCUUCCCACUGUAAUUUGUCCUUAAUCUUCUUCUUUUUGUUUUUAAACAAUCUUUUUAAUCACUUAUCAAAUGUUAGUGAAUAGCUGCUCUUGCUGACAUGAAUGCUGCUUACAUGAAAGGGGCCAUUUUAUUAGAUAUUCAAGGCUCCGUAUGACUGAGGGCACUACUGUAAUCAGAGAAGUGAAGCUGCUCAUGCUUUAAAAAGAAAUAAUCGCUGUCCAACAUGUUGACCUUUCCCUGUAAUCACAUCAGUUUAGAAUCAUGUCUGUGUUGCAAUACAUAUCAAUGUACUGCUGACAGAAUUGUGAUCCUAGAAAAUGUAUUUCUUAAGGUUAAUUUUUACAAGGAUUUAACUGCGAACUGGAUUGUUCUGUAGUUGGUUCUCCAUGCCAAAUUGAGUACAUUUAUUAACAAUGUAGUUAAUUAACAUCUUAAUCAUUCUUCACAAUACUAAUCCCCCAACUUCAGCUCCACUUGUACGCUCUGAGGUGAUAUGAAACACCUUUGAUUUCUUCAUUCCAUGUUUGGAUGUUGACGUCGGAUGAUACCAUAUACAAAGUUGAGUCAGGGAUCCUUAAAUAUGUCUCUGGAACGUUCAGAUUUGCUUGACUUAUUCUAUUACAUUGAUGCCAAUUUCUAGCAUGUGAACUGAUUUUUAUAAGCAAACUAAUGUAUGCAACUAGGAUACAUUUCCUUGUAAUUUUGAGUCACUCAAACCUUAUUGCUAUUGGGAAUCAUCUCCCUGAAUGCCCUGUCAAGCAGCAGUUGUAAUGGAGGCUGAGUGAGAUAGAAUAAACACUUCAUAUGGAGUGCCUUGGUACACUAGCCAAAGUGUUGCCCAGUAAACGUAGGAGUGGGCCCAAUGGUGUACCUAACCAGGUCAAUUGUCUUGUAGUGAGAUUGUAUAGAUUUUCAAUUUCCAACACUUGUUUUGCACUGUGAGAACCGCUUAUGUUCUGUUGCAAGCUAAUACUGACUGUGUAACAUGUUUAUUUUUUAUUUAACUAGGCAAGUCAGUUAACAAAUUCUUAUUUACAAAGACAGCCUACCCCAGCCAAACCCUAACGACGCUGGGCCAAUUGUGCGCCGCCCUAUGGAACUCCCAAUCCCGGCCGGUUGUGAUGGAAUCUGAGAUUCUGCACCAAAUGUGGAGCUUUUUGUUAAAAUAAAGUGUUUCAUCCCCUCUUG
Messenger RNA from Oncorhynchus kisutch (coho salmon), 2911 nucleotides. RefSeq names its product CD9 antigen-like. The transcript is spliced from 9 exons. The coding region runs from base 184 to 969 and encodes 261 amino acids. Gene Ontology annotation, cellular component: plasma membrane. The record is from RefSeq and is a predicted model, not a curated record. Lineage: Eukaryota; Metazoa; Chordata; Actinopteri; Salmoniformes; Salmonidae.